Molecule: messenger RNA, 3498 nt
Organism: Callorhinchus milii (elephant shark)
Lineage: Eukaryota; Metazoa; Chordata; Chondrichthyes; Chimaeriformes; Callorhinchidae
Product: histone-lysine N-methyltransferase MECOM-like
Exons: 3
Coding region: 2334-3107 (257 amino acids)
Source: RefSeq, a predicted model, not a curated record
GAGUGGAUUGACUGUAUAUUUAUUGUGUGGGCGUCAUGUUCUUGGUGUAUACAGUUCCUGCUGAGUGACUAGGUUGGAGGAUUGGGUGAAAAGAAAAACCUAUAUAAUGGUUACACCCAGUGUGUACAUUCCUCCCAGAUGAAUACUUUUAUGUGAUUGUGACAAAACAAAUAUUUAUCUUCCAGCUAGAUCACAAAUCUUGCCUUCUUUAUCGCCAAAAGCUAUCGCGUCUGACAGUAAUAAUAGUGGUGUAGUCCUUUUAGCCGUGUGCACUUAAAAUUCCCCCUUUUCAGGCCCCCACUGCCAUGCUUCCUCUUUGAGCUGGAGGAUGUGAUGAAAUGGGCAUGUCGUUUACUUCUCCAUGAGAGCUGUCACUGCUCCGAGCUCACCAUAGGAAAACGGAAGGACUGGUGGGAGAGUGGGCGUUCUAGCUGUUUGCUGCCCUGCUGCCCACUCGUUCCUGUUCCUCUGUGUGUGGAACCUCAACCAGUGAAUACGCGUAUAAUUUUCAGCCGACGGGGAAGACAGAGGCAAUUUUAAAAAGCCGGCGGGAAGGUUUUGCUAAAGCCAGUUUUGGGGCUUCCAAAAAGGUGAAACAUCAGGCACAAUUGUUUGAAAAGCUUGUUGUCGGAUUAUAGCGGAGAUACUGCUGUGGGGCUGGACUGAUCAGGAUAUUAACUUAUUUCUGUCUCCUCCCUGCUCUGCCCUAAGGUGACAUGGAGUUCCUGCUACUGUAUUGUUCUCUAUUUAACUGGUUGCAUUUAAAUAAAAAUGGCAAACAUCACUCAAACGGGGCAGUCUGAAGGAACCCAUUAACCUACAGAUUUGUUAUAUAAAAUGUAAGGUCAUCAAAUAUUGUGCAACUGGAACAAAGCUGCUACUUUUCAACGUCUUUUUACUGUCUCUUUUUUUUGUAUGAAGUGGGUUAUUCACUUGAAACAAAUCUACCUUCAGGGGUUUUGUGGUUAUUUUGCUGAAGUAGUUGCUGUAUUCUGGUACUGUUCUACCUAAAGUAAAUGUCUUCACUAUUGUACCCCCUAUGCAAAUGGAGUAAAAUGCAGUCGUGUUUCGGGGUCUUUUCCAGAUCAUUUUACUUUUCAUCACAGAUAUAGUUCGAGGAGAGCUCCACAUCACACCUUUGCUCGAAAUAGAUCUUGACUCACUUUAAUGAUUAACAGCAGCAUUUUUAUAAGCCCUCAAACUGUAUAAUUCCAUUUAAUGUUUACUGAAAUAACAUUUUUUUUCAGUGUAUGUAAAAGAACAGACAAACAAAAGCCAGGUGGUUUACAUGUGCUUCAUAAGACCAUAUCGCUUGAGGUAUUUGGCAAAGGCGAAAUGAUCACCACUGCUCUAGAUUCGGUGCAACAGCUUUAGGAAGAUCUAGUUCUCAAUCUCUAACUGAAUAACUGGCAUCAAGGACCAGUAACUUGUUCAACAAUCUGAUUUUAAUGGAGUAACACAAAGACUAACACCACUCUCGUGUGUUAUGAGAAUCCAAUAUUUGCAUGUGUUUUGUGUAAAAGAAAAUCAAAUUUGAAUUUAAUUAAAAAUAAGAUUCACUGCUUGACUUGGCCAAAAAGAUUUCCAGAAGAGGAUGGGUGGUGGCUGCUGCUGACUUUGCAUCAGUUGAAUGUAUUAUAAUACAUUUUGGUGCAUGCUUUCUUUGACCUGAUGAGAUCAAAUAUCCUGCCUCUUCAGACUGACUGGUUUGUGCAACUUUACUCUCAUUCUUUCAAUAUAUUACUAAAAUAUGUGCAAGUCAUCUCCAUGAUUGAGUCUGAAUACAAGUUCUUACCAAAGAAGAACUGAAGAAUUGAUGCAAGCGGCUUACAAUUAAUCAAAUCAGCAGCGAUAACUUCAACAAUAAUUCACAUCUUUUGUUAAGGAACAAAAUUGUUAAUGUAGCAAGUUGAAUACACUAAGUAAGCUUGUGCUCUUUAAUAGGCAUUUCAAUGUUUUCAUAACACCCCUGUGAACGGGUUAAUACAUUUUGCUCUUCUGAAGUCGUGACCAGCUCUAAAUAAAACUCAAGAAUUUCAUUUCAAGCAUGACUUCCCGCCCUCUCUCUCUCUCUCACUGGCAGAAAAGAAGUAACAAAACACUUUACCGCAGUGCAUUUCUUUUCUGUCGCAAGCCAGCUGGUGCUAGUUUACGUGGGUGAGACUCGUUUCCUGUGUUCCUCAGGCCCUGGAAAUAACUUGAAUCAUCCAGGAGGUACACAUGAAUUACAACCAAGAGAAUUAUCUCUGUUGGCUUCCCAAUUUGCAACAAAGAGCCCUCCUAGGAUAUCACAAGGUGAUGUUUCACCUGAAGAAAUAUCACAUGAACCAGCUAUGUCCUUAUUACAGAUCAAGGUAAAUCGUUCAGAGGAAAUCGUGCCAAAGGGGAAAUCUCAUGAAAAUUCCAGUUCAGACCUUGAAGUCAGCAUUGAGAUGGAUUUCUUAAAGGGUGAAGAACCAAAGAUUGCGGCUGGAGACCGAAAACGUUCCAGUUUCUCCCCACUGCCACCCAAAUGUUUGCGUCAAGGGCAGCUGCUAGCCUGUAGGUUCUGCAGCGUGGUGUUCAAGUCUCCCAAAAGACAUCAGGAACAUGAAUAUAGACACGCGUUGAUGAUGUUGCCUGUAGAUGUGGACGACAUAAAGGCAACCCUUACCAACACCAACCGCUGCUCGUUGUUUAGGCAAACACUGCGUUAUCGCUGCUCGUGGUGUUCUGCCAGCUUCACUUUGAAGUCAAAUGCAGAACGUCACGAGAAAACUGUCCAUUACAAGUGCAAAAACCUGCAUUGUUCUUUUUGCGCGAAAUCUUUCCGUGACCGGACUGAUCUGAACCGCCACGUAGCAUCUGUACAUUCCUGCGAGCGGGCUUUUAUGUGUGGUAACUGUGGCAAGAAUUUUGGCAUUCAGAAAAACCUACUGAAUCACAUGAAAGUUUGUUACCAGAGUAAUUUAACCCAAGUCGGGUUUGAGCUAUCUGACCAUCUUGCAGAUGGUGAUGCCCUGAAAGGUAACGGACAGUUUGAAACUCAUGACGAUGCAUCAGUAAUUGGUUCUGACCGGGAGCUUUCCAUCUUACAACACAGUGACAUCGAGUUGUCAGACGUUUAAAUUGAUUCUCUCCCCAUCGUCCACGUAUAGCUAUUUAGACAUCCUUGUUUUCUUUUUAGUCCUAUGGAUUGAGCAAACUAACAAAACACUUGGUUGAAUCCAGACAAUAUAUUUUUUUAAAAAUUCUUGAGUAUAUAAUCAGACUCUUCAGUUCAAUCAUUGAAGACAAUGACAAAUAUUUAGCAUAGCUCUGCACUUGUCUUAUUAACGUUGCAGAGUAAAAUUGCUUUUGAGAUCACUACAUACUAUUUUUAGAUUUUUUUGUACGUGUGUGUGUAAAAAUUGGUCAGAAAUUAAGAGAAUUAUUUCAUAUUAAAUACCCAGAGCGACACAAUUGAAGUUCUGCGUUUGUUGUCUCUUUGGAAUGUUGUUGCAUUAAAGAAACUGAAUU